Messenger RNA from Anopheles stephensi (Asian malaria mosquito), 973 nucleotides. RefSeq lists its product as uncharacterized. The transcript has 4 exons. Gene Ontology annotation, biological process: sensory perception of smell; detection of chemical stimulus involved in sensory perception of smell. Lineage: Eukaryota; Metazoa; Arthropoda; Insecta; Diptera; Culicidae. Bases 37 to 921 code for a protein of 294 amino acids. Gene Ontology annotation, molecular function: odorant binding; olfactory receptor activity. The record is from RefSeq and is a predicted model, not a curated record. Gene Ontology annotation, cellular component: plasma membrane.
UUGAUCAAGUGCUUUGCUGUGUGUGGGGGUGAAAGAAUGAAGCCGGGCUAUACGCGUCGCAAUCCUCGGCUGAUCUUCCUCGUGACCGAUCUGAUCCUGUAUCUGUUUGUGAACCUUUACUCGAUAGCGAUCGUGUGGGGUUCGCUCAUGGAUGUGGUGUUUUGCUUCGUAACGUUGGGAAUCGCUAUUCAGGGCCUCGCUAAGAUUGAAGCCUUCACCUGUCCCGAGCUAAACGAUCUUCACCUGUACAAUGUGGCUCGGUUUACGAUGCCUCCCCGCUUUCCGGAGGUGGAAGAAGCACUCUUCCACACAGCCGCCAUGUGUAAGGUGUUUAUUCGAAUUCUUGCCGUGGCCUUCUCGAUCGUUGGCAUUGCGAUCUACUCGUACGCCAUCUUGAUGCCGCUGGUCGAGGGUGAACUGUCGCUUGCCUUUGGGUUCUAUCUGCCCUUUAUCGACUAUCGUACACCGAUCGGGUUUGCCAUCAACUGGGUGUAUCAGUUCAUACAGGUGUCGGAGGGAUGUAUUGGACUGAUGGCCUGUGACACUUGUCUGCUGUUCCUCAUCGUGAAUGCGACGGGCCAGAUGGAUCUUAUCAUUAUCUACCUGCGACGGCUUACGGAGCUGAUAGACAGCAACGAUGCUGGUCAGAAUGAUAAGAAAAUUGCUGAUCUUCUUGGUGAUAUCGUCAUCAAGCAUUUGGAGCACACCAAAUACGUAACGGACAUGGACAAACUCCUCAAGAAACAGUUCUUCAUCAACUUCAGCUGCAUCAUCUUUGAGCUUGUUGCAUCGCUCGCGAUCGUCGUGAGGUUUCCUUGGUACCCAGGAAUGGCCAUUUGUUUGAUUUGUACCAUACAGCUCUUCGUCAACUGUACUCUUGGGACGUUCCUCUCUUCGAAAGUGAGCUGUUUUAUCCUUUAAGUUUAUCCAUUAACUAUCUUUGGAUUGUUUUUUCACCCCAGAAUGAUAAACU